AUGGCUCCGACUUCCUCGGAGGUCCGCUUUGAGCAAGAGUUCCCUGAUGUGUUCCUCGAGAUUUUCAGAGCAAAUGACGCCACUUUCAAGCUCUCAGUCGACCUCGUCAUUCACGAUAAAGCUUCCAUCGCCGAUGAAGACGAUGAUGAGAACGAUGCCGAUGACGAGUACUAUCUCGAAGCAAACCCCAUCUGGAACAGACAGGGGUGGAGGAACGCCGUUGCUGAAAUCGAGAGAUUGGCACCAGGCCUGCUCCCAAAGUCGAGCUCUUAG
Cladophialophora bantiana CBS 173.52 is the source of this 273-nucleotide messenger RNA. RefSeq lists its product as uncharacterized. The record is from RefSeq and is a predicted model, not a curated record. NCBI's taxonomy places the organism in Eukaryota, Fungi, Ascomycota, Eurotiomycetes, Chaetothyriales, Herpotrichiellaceae. The coding region runs from base 1 to 273 and encodes 90 amino acids. The transcript is spliced from 2 exons.